Molecule: messenger RNA, 1659 nt
Organism: Opisthocomus hoazin
Lineage: Eukaryota; Metazoa; Chordata; Aves; Opisthocomiformes; Opisthocomidae
Source: RefSeq, a predicted model, not a curated record
AUGCUGAGUUCCGGUGGCAGGGGGGGAAACGGCGCGGCGGGAACUUACUCGCGGCUCGGCAGCGUGCAGCGCUGGUCCUGUCCGGGAGAGCAGGGUGGGAACCUGGAGCAUGUGGGCCAGUGUGGAGCUAUUGCGUGGUCCAGACAGGUCCCAUGUGGGUGCAGCCUGGAGCAGGAGACCUGUGGCAUGCCACAAAUUAAAAUGAAUGUGUUGCCUCAAGCAAUCCUGCAAAGCCCAAGGGAGCAUCCCAGGUUCAUAGAGCAGACUGUUUGCCCCUCAUUAGACUUUGCAAGGAUUCAUUUGAUCAAAGACAAAAAUGGCAUAGAUGAUUAUUUGGCGAAGAAUAUCAAAGGGUUGUCAAAACAAGAAGCUGCUGCUAACAGGAAUUCAUACAAGAAGAACAUCUGCAUAGACAUGCUGCGACAGGGUUAUCACAAGUCCUUCUCCGAGCUCUGCACUCUGAUACAGAAGUGGAAUGCCUUGAGGGAGGCUGCGGGGCCUGGGUCAGCCAUAUGGCAGCAGAAGUCCCUGGAGGAGCAGCCUGAUAAGCUGGAUCAGCUUCGCCACUUCCUGACCAGGGCUGAGGCAGCCCGGCGAGCAGGGCACUAUGAGGAGGUGUACGAUAACCAGCUUAACUUGGCCUACUGUUUCAAUGACCCUGAGGACAAAUGGUUAAGUAAUUACUUUUAUGAGCAAUGCUUUAACACUGCUCAAUUAAUAAAAAUUGAUGGUGGGAGAAGAGAGGCACAAGCACAUGCAGAUAUGGGCCUCAUCAGCGAGGAACAAGGUCAUGUCAUGAAAGCUGCUGAGCAUUAUGAAGCAUUUUAUCAGCUAACAGAGGGUUCGACAUGGAAGGAUGAGACAGGCCGUACAUACAAUUCACUGGCAUGUGAGCAUCUCUGGAGAAUUUAUGCAUUACUAGCAGACAAAAUGUUAGAAAAUAAAGAACACCAACAGGCCAUCAAAACGCUAAUAAAAGCUUUAAAAAUGGCAAAAGAAGGAGGUGAUAUGAAGAUGGAAGCAGAAGCUGCAUAUUGCUUAAGUUUAGCAUAUAAUUUUGCUGGAGAACAACAGACAGCAUUAUCAAUUUUGAACACCUCUGUAAAAAUCUUCACAGCACUUUGUGAUUCUGCUGGCCUAGGCAGAGCAUAUGCAGCUAUAGCUGAGAUCCUGGUAAGUCAGGGAAAAGCAGCUGAAACUACUAAGUGCUUGGGAGAGUUUAAGAAGGCUGCUGAGAACGCUCAUCUAAGCCAAAGCCUGGUGGAUGCAUGCAUAUUACUUGGCAAUAUUUACAAUGAAAGAGGGAACUAUAAUGAAGCUUUUGAAUAUUUCAGUCAGGCUUCUGAGGCAGCAAAAACUUUAAAUAAUUUGCUCUUAGUGGAUGAAACAAAGACUUAUUGUGGUAUUGCAAAGGCUCAUAAAAUGAUGGUGCCAUUUAACAGCCAUAUAGAAGCAGAAGAUCCUGUCAGCCUCAAGUACCUGCUGGCAUGGAAGGAGAACAGAAGUGACAUGUGCACUGACCCUCUUACAGUCGAAGAAGUAGUUAAUAGUCUGCUAAUUGAAGAUGUUAGCGGUUUAACAGGAGCCAGGAUACCAGAGGCAACACCGAAAGCAACUGAAAAUUGUGGAACAAGGGCAUUCAUCGGCAUGCAGAAGUGA